Messenger RNA from Anisakis simplex (herring worm), 903 nucleotides. The record is from the annotation of a GenBank genome assembly. NCBI's taxonomy places the organism in Eukaryota, Metazoa, Nematoda, Chromadorea, Rhabditida, Anisakidae.
UUGGUAGCAGAUCACAUAACGGCAGGUGCGUUCGAUAGUGCGGCACGUCUUCUGCAAGAUCAACUUGGUAUCACGCGUAUACAACCCUUUAAACAUCAUUUUCUCACCGCAUAUGCAAGAUCACGUACGGCAUUCGAGGGACUUCCAUCUGCGGGAGUGAAUUUUGCGUAUCCGUUGCGUAAUUGGCAAGAUGCAGCUGGUAAGAAUGGCUUACCGGCUGUUGGUUUACAAUUAGGUGAUCUGGCGAAUCGCCUUCAAGUUUGUUAUCACCUUACAACGAGUGGCAAGUUCGGUGAGGCAAUCGAGAAACUUCGUCAGUUACUGCUCUCAGUACCGCUUCUUGUGGUUAAUUCAAAACAAGAGGUGGCUGAAGCACAGCAGCUGAUCGAUAUUUGUCGUGAGUACUUGGUUGGUCUUCUGCUGGAAACGGCUCGUAAAGAGUUACCAAAAGAGGGUAUCGAAAAUGCGAAACGAAAUGCUGAAAUGGCCGCUUACUUCACGCACUGUCAACUACAACCUGUGCAUCAAAUAUUGACGUUGAGAACGGCAGUGAAUCUCUUCUACAGAUUGAAACAAAUGAAAACAUGCGCUUCAUUCUCUAGAAGACUUCUUGAACUCGGACCAAAGCCCGAAGUUGCUGCUCAAAUUCGUAAGGUAUUGGCGAUUGCUGAAAGGGAUCCGACAGAUGCUCAUCAGUUACGUUACGAUGAGUUGAAUCCAUUCGUCAUAUGCUCACGAACAUUCACUCCACUUUACAGAGGCAAACCACAGGUGCGAUGUCCUUUCUGUGGAGCAUCAUAUUGCCCGGAUUUAUCUGGCGAAAUCUGUGACGUUUGUCAGGUUGCUGAGAUUGGACGUGACGCAAUUGGUCUAAGAAUCAGUGCAGUUCAAGCAAAUAAAUAA